Messenger RNA from Drosophila mojavensis, 1967 nucleotides. RefSeq names its product ELAV-like protein 2 (gene fne). The coding region runs from base 610 to 1725 and encodes 371 amino acids. Gene Ontology annotation, molecular function: RNA binding. Gene Ontology annotation, cellular component: ribonucleoprotein complex. The record is from RefSeq and is a predicted model, not a curated record. The transcript has 6 exons. NCBI's taxonomy places the organism in Eukaryota, Metazoa, Arthropoda, Insecta, Diptera, Drosophilidae.
ACUUUAAGCAAAGCCAAAGAACGGUUUAAGAUAAAAACAAAAAACAACUUAAGAUAAAAUACUAUUUUUUUUUGCGAUCGUAGUUGAUCUAAAAACCCACAACAGAAGAGGAAAAGGAGAAGGAUACGGAUAGACACUUUAGAAAGAGUCAAAGAAAAGAACUGUGCGAUCAGACAAACAACUUCACGGGACUUGUGCAAAGCGCAGUCAGAGCUGUCUCUUUAUAAAUAAAAUUCUAAAAAAAAAAAAUACUAAAAGAAGGAAAGAACAAAAAUACCAAGAAAUAAGUACAUAUAUUCUAUAAGUGUAACCAAACAAGCAGUGAGAUUAAAUUCUAAGCACAAACCAAACGAAUACCGAGUGCAGCCACAAAGGAAACUUUAACAGUCACUGUUAACACUAACAGCAACAGUUAACAGAGCCGAAUAACUGCUAACAGCAAUACCGACUGUUAACAGAGAACCGAACCACUAACUGUAGAGACAACUGUUAACAGUUAACAGACAGCAACUGUUAACGGUUAACAGUACCAGCAGUAGAGACAGCAUCAUUAGCACCAACAUCAACAUUAACACUAACGGCAACAGCAACAGCAACAGUAACGAAAACAUGACCAACGCCAUGGAUAUUGUUAAAAACGGCAGCACCAACGGCUCCGUCGACGGCAGCAAUGAUGAGUCGCGUACCAAUUUGAUUGUCAACUAUCUGCCACAAACCAUGACGCAAGAGGAGAUGCGUUCGCUCUUCUCAAGCAUUGGUGAGUUGGAGAGUUGCAAACUGGUGCGUGAUAAAGUCUCAGGUAAUUUGGUCUUGCCAGCAUCAUUGACCGCACUCAAUCCGGCUCUGCAGCAAGGCCAGAGUUUGGGCUAUGGAUUUGUUAACUAUGUGCGUGCCGAAGAUGCUGAGAAGGCAGUGAACACCCUGAAUGGGCUGCGAUUGCAGAAUAAGGUUAUUAAAGUAUCAUACGCCCGUCCAAGUUCAGAAUCAAUAAAGGGUGCUAAUUUAUAUGUAUCGGGUCUUCCCAAAAAUCUAUCACAACCAGACUUGGAGGGGAUGUUUGCGUCGUUUGGCAAAAUAAUUACAUCUCGUAUACUCUGUGAUAAUAUUUCUGGUCUAUCGAAGGGUGUCGGCUUUAUACGCUUCGAUCAACGCAACGAAGCCGAACGCGCCAUACAGGAGCUUAACGGUAAAACCCCGAAGGGCUAUGCCGAACCGAUUACCGUUAAGUUCGCCAACAAUCCAAGCAAUAGCGCCAAGGCCCAAAUAGCCCCGCCCCUAACCGCCUACUUGACACCGCAAGCGGCAGCGGCAACCCGUCGCCUAGCCGGUGCCCUACCAUCAGCCGGACGUAUCAGCAUUGGAAAAAGUCCCAUGUUAGCGAUUAACAAGGGUUUGCAAAGAUACUCGCCGCUGGCUGGGGAUCUAUUGGCCAAUUCAAUAUUGCCGGGCAAUGCAAUGACCGGAUCUGGUUGGUGUAUAUUCGUCUAUAAUCUGGCACCCGAAACCGAGGAGAACGUCCUGUGGCAGCUGUUUGGACCCUUCGGUGCCGUGCAGUCGGUGAAGGUCAUACGCGACUUGCAGACUAGCAAGUGCAAGGGAUUCGGCUUCGUUACCAUGACCAACUACGAUGAGGCUGUGGUGGCCAUACAAUCGCUAAACGGCUAUACACUGGGCAAUCGGGUGCUACAGGUUAGCUUUAAGACUAACAAAACCAAAACCACUUAAGGUCAACAUCUAAGCGAGAUCAACAAACUGAAUGUAACUUUUCUUUAUCAUUUAACUAUGAUUUGAACUUCUCUCAUUCCCUCUAUGAAGAAUCUUUUUGGAUGUUUGAGCAUCUGAAAUAGUAUUGUAAAAUGUUUGGCAGUUAUGUAACUAUGGCGAGUUGUAGUCAUAAUUGAAAUACACACACACACAAGCACACGAAAACACACACAUAUAUACACACACACACACACACACACACA